This is a messenger RNA of Protobothrops mucrosquamatus (brown spotted pit viper), 1020 nucleotides long. RefSeq names its product translocase of outer mitochondrial membrane 40 (gene TOMM40). The record is from RefSeq and is a predicted model, not a curated record. Gene Ontology annotation, molecular function: transmembrane protein transporter activity. Lineage: Eukaryota; Metazoa; Chordata; Lepidosauria; Squamata; Viperidae. Gene Ontology annotation, biological process: protein import into mitochondrial matrix. Gene Ontology annotation, cellular component: mitochondrial outer membrane; mitochondrial outer membrane translocase complex. The transcript has 9 exons. The coding region runs from base 1 to 1011 and encodes 336 amino acids.
AUGGGCAAUGUCUUGGCUGCCAGCUCUCCGGCACCCCCUCCGACAGUGCCAGGCUCAGGCCUAGUAUCGGUGCCACCGGGUUUCUCCAUGCCUCCUGUCACCGGACUGGUCCCCCCCGUGCAAGAUCGCAGCGCAGAAGAAAAAUGCGACCAGCUUCCUAACCCUGGCACUUUUGAGGAAUGUCACCGUAAAUGCAAAGAAUUGUUUCCGAUCCAAAUGGAGGGGGUGAAAUUAACAGUAAACAAAGGUCUCAGCAACCACUUCCAGGUCAACCAUACAGUGGCUCUCAGCACAGUCGGCGAUUCCAAUUAUCACUUCGGGGCAACGUAUGUCGGGACAAAGCAACUAAGCCCCACAGAGGCCUUCCCGGUGCUGGUCGGUGACAUGGACAACAGCGGCAGCCUUAAUGCACAGAUUAUCCACCAGCUCACAAAUAAAAUUCGGUCAAAGGUGGCUUUCCAGACGCAGCAAGCCAAAUUUGUGAACUGGCAAGUGGACGGCGAAUACCGGGGCACAGAUUUCACCGCGGCCGCCACGCUAGGGAACCCCGAUAUCGUAGUAGGCUCAGGGAUCCUAGUGGCACAUUAUCUGCAGAGCAUCACGCCGUGCCUGGCGCUGGGCGGGGAACUGGUGUACCAUCGGCGAGCAGGGGAAGAGGGAACCGUCAUAUCUCUUGCUGGGAAGUACACAGCACCAAAUUGGAUUGCGACGCUGACAAUAGGACAGGCUGGCGCACACGCCACGUAUUACCACAAGGCCAGCGACCAAUUGCAGGUGGGGGUGGAAUUCGAAGCCAGCACCCGCAUGCAAGACACCAGCGCAACCUUCGGAUACCAGCUGGAUCUACCCAAAGCCAACCUCCUUUUCAAAGGCUCCAUUGACAGCAACUGGAUCGUGGGGGCCGCCUUGGAAAAGAAGCUGAUCCCGCUGCCCCUGACGCUCGCCAUGGGGGCCUUCCUCAAUCACCGCAAGAACAAAUUCCAGUGCGGCUUCGGCCUCACCAUUGGUUAAGCUGCCCUU